Molecule: messenger RNA, 1402 nt
Organism: Frankliniella occidentalis (western flower thrips)
Lineage: Eukaryota; Metazoa; Arthropoda; Insecta; Thysanoptera; Thripidae
Product: mitochondrial import inner membrane translocase subunit Tim17-B
Exons: 2
Coding region: 184-699 (171 amino acids)
Biological process (GO): protein import into mitochondrial matrix
Cellular component (GO): TIM23 mitochondrial import inner membrane translocase complex; mitochondrial inner membrane
Molecular function (GO): transmembrane protein transporter activity
Source: RefSeq, a predicted model, not a curated record
UCCUUCGGCAUCCGCAGGCGCAAUCUUCCAUAGCCGUGGCCUUGAGCUGCCUCCUUUACGCCGGUGUUUUGUUUUUCUGUCCUUUAGACCUAACCUGUAAAUUUUGGCCGACGGCUGACGGUCCCUUGAUUUUGUCAGCAAGUUUACUAAUAGUUCCAGGCUGAUCCGUCUUCACCACUUAUAAUGGAGGAGUACACAAGAGAACCAUGCCCCUGGCGAAUCAUGGAUGACAUUGGCGGAGCAUUUGCCAUGGGAGCCAUUGGAGGAGGAGUGUUUCAAAGUUUUCGAGGUUUCCGUAACGCCCCUAGUGGUCUCUCAAGACGCUUGGCUGGAAGCUUAUCAGCUAUACAACAAAGGUCACCAGUAAUUGCAGGUAGCUUUGCGGUGUGGGGAGGCAUGUUUUCUACAUUUGAUUGUAGUUUGGCACACUUGCGCAAGAAAGAAGAUCCAUGGAAUUCUAUUUUGAGUGGUGCACUGACUGGUGGAGUGUUAGCAGCAAGAAGUGGGCCUGGUCCAAUGGCAGCAAGCGCUGCUGUCGGUGGUCUCCUAUUAGCUCUCAUUGAAGGAGUUGGCAUUUGGAUGACUAGAAUGACAGCUGAGCAUUUUCAGCCCCAAAUGCCUCCCCCUGCAGAUGCUCAGCCACCUCCCUUUUCAGGAAUGCCACUAAGUCCAUCAAGUCAACAAUCUGAGUUCCAAUAGAUAUUAGUGCUGUUGAAUCAUCUAUUUCAUAAGUGAUUGUGAAAGAAAUCUGUAAAUAUUUAGUUUUCCCCUUCCCUCACUUUUUUUUUUACUUUGCAAGUAAUUAUAAGCCAUAGAAGUUUAUAAUUGAGUGUUAAUUUGUAAGUAGUUGAAGAAUUUGCUACAAACUUAAGAAAAUGUAGAAAAAUGUUGCCCUCUGUUCCAUUACUUGCUGUUGCUCAGAUUGACACUUGGCUCUGAGCAGGUUGGAGGAAUGAAUGUGUGUAAUUGACUUCACUGGGGAAGUCUCAAGUGAAUGUUUGUGGAAACCAAAUUUUGAUAUUAGACAAGAGACCCAAACUUUCAUGUUUGCAGAUUAAAAUUUGAAUUGAAUUGUAUUUGCUUGAGUACACACCUCUGAAAUGCUGUGAUGAAGUUUAAAUGUCUUAUUUCAUUAUUAAUGAAAAUAUGAUGAACAUCUUUGUGUUAGCUUGAAAUUUUUAUGGGUCUCUUUCUCGUUACAAAAAUUGAAACCUUUUUGAGUAGUUUUAUGUUUUGAUGUUUGCUUCAUGACUUUCAGCACGAGAAUUUGAGUAUUUUUACAGUCAUCUGUUAAUCAGUACAAGAGAGUUGUGGUAAAGGAAUAUGUAAUUUAUGGCAAAUUGACUAGCUCAUAUUUGAUGUUAGUAUUAUGCUAUUUGUUAUUAAAAAUAUUGCAAGUGCA